Messenger RNA from Momordica charantia (bitter melon), 1515 nucleotides. Its product is annotated as mitochondrial adenine nucleotide transporter ADNT1. The record is from RefSeq and is a predicted model, not a curated record. Gene Ontology annotation, biological process: transmembrane transport. NCBI's taxonomy places the organism in Eukaryota, Viridiplantae, Streptophyta, Magnoliopsida, Cucurbitales, Cucurbitaceae.
GUUCCACCCUUCGCUUUCACCCCAUUCCGCUCAGAACUCACCGCCACUUCUCGAAUAUCGCAGGGAGUGCCAUCGCCGGCCGGCGACCAACCGAUCUCCAGUAUUCGAAGCAAGGCAUCGCCGGAAGCCGGAGGAUCGAAGUGAUUUUUGCGACGGCUCUUAGGUUUUCGCAUCUGCCUGAUCGGUGCUUUUGAUGGCUUCGGAGGAUGUGAAGACUGGCGAAUCCGCGGUUUCUACGAUUGUUAACCUGGCGGAGGAGGCCAAGCUCGCGAGAGAGGGCGUUAAGGCUCCUAGCUAUCCCUUCCUUAGCAUCGGCAAAUCGCUCGUCGCCGGUGGAAUUGCCGGUGGAGUGUCACGAAGUGCUGUUGCUCCUUUAGAGAGGUUAAAAAUACUACUACAGGUUCAAAAUCCUCAUAACAUUAAAUACAAUGGAACAAUUCAAGGCUUAAAAUACAUCUGGAGAACUGAAGGUUUCCGUGGACUCUUCAAAGGCAAUGGAACUAAUUGUGCCCGUAUUGUUCCUAACUCCGCAGUCAAGUUUUUCAGCUACGAGCAAGCUUCUCAGGGGAUAUUAUAUAUGUACAGGCAACGGACUGGCAAUGAAGAUGCUCAACUCACUCCUGUUUUACGUCUUGGAGCUGGAGCUUGUGCUGGAAUAAUCGCUAUGUCUGCAACAUAUCCAAUGGAUAUGGUACGGGGUAGACUAACUGUGCAGACAGAGAAGUCUCCUUACCAGUACAGAGGUAUGUUCCACGCACUUUCAACCGUGCUCCGGGAAGAAGGACCUCGUGCUUUGUACAAGGGGUGGCUUCCUUCUGUUAUUGGAGUUGUUCCGUAUGUGGGUCUGAAUUUCGCUGUUUACGAAUCCCUGAAGGAUUGGCUACUGAAGAAAAAUCCAUUUGGGAUGGUUGAGGAUUCGGAAUUAAGCGUGACAACGCGACUAGCAUGUGGGGCUGCUGCUGGCACUAUUGGCCAAACAGUUGCUUACCCUCUUGAUGUUAUUCGUCGAAGGAUGCAAAUGGUGGGCUGGAACAAUGCUGCUUCUGUUAUCACUGGUGAAGGGAGGAGCAAGGCGCCUCUUGAAUAUACGGGCAUGAUCGAUGCAUUUAGAAAAACCGUGAGAAAUGAGGGCUUCGGAGCUUUGUACAAGGGUUUAAUACCCAAUUCUGUAAAGGUUGUUCCAUCUAUUGCAAUUGCGUUUGUGACAUACGAGAUGGUGAAAGACGUGUUAGGAGUCGAGAUCAGGAUAUCGGAUUGAGACAUACGACGAAACUCAUAAUAUUUUUUGCACAAGGCAAAAGGCAGAGGAUUGAGAGAGAAGUGAUAAACUGAGGGUGGAGUGGGGAGUGGGUUGUUCCUUAGUUUUAUUUCUUUGAAGAGUAGAAAUUAGUUUUUGUUUUACCUAUCCUUCUUCUAAUCUUGUAAAAUGCCGUUAGCUUGAAACUUAUAUUUAGAUUCUGUGACAAAUAAAAUGCAUAACAUGAAUUUAACGCCAUUUCUGCAAUGUUGUAUGAA